This is a messenger RNA of Atta colombica, 3579 nucleotides long. RefSeq lists its product as uncharacterized. The record is from RefSeq and is a predicted model, not a curated record. The coding region runs from base 356 to 3481 and encodes 1041 amino acids. Gene Ontology annotation, biological process: proteolysis. Gene Ontology annotation, cellular component: cytosol. Gene Ontology annotation, molecular function: pyroglutamyl-peptidase activity. Lineage: Eukaryota; Metazoa; Arthropoda; Insecta; Hymenoptera; Formicidae. The transcript is spliced from 12 exons.
UAAAUGUUAUAAAAUAUGACAGAGAUGUUGGACGUCGUUUGAUAUGCAUCCCACAUGCGAUAUUUAUAGAUUUAUAAAUUUACUAGCAUGCAAUAAAUAUUCGAGUGAAACUUUCUAGCGAUGUCAAUAUAUCGUGAACGUUGAGCAAACACGCUCGUGAUUCGCGUUAUCAUUUACGAGUCUCUAAGGCGGUGUCAGUCAUGCAAUAGUGUACUUGUAAUGAUAGAUUAUUAUAGGAACACUACACGAUAGUGCUUCGAGAAAUUAUUCAUAAGCAUCUUAUAAAUAAAGCUAAGUCUUCAAGUUAACCAGAAUAGAUUCGAACACCGAAAUUAUUGAAUAUUGCAUUUAUAAAAUGGACGUCAAUGCCAAAUGUACAAUCCUAGUGACUGGAUUUGGUCCAUUCAGUACACACACAGUGAACGCCAGCUGGGAGGCGGUGAAGGAAUUGCAGGAACUAUGGAAGAAUUCCGUGGAAUUUUCCGACGUUAAGCUAGUUAUAGAAAAAAUUCCAGUUUCGUACGAUUACGUAUCUGAUCAUAUUCCUCAGCUCUGGAAGAAACACAAUCCUUCGAUUGUCUUACAUGUGGGUGUAUCACAUGAAGUUAAAUCUUUAACGAUAGAGCAACAUGCUUAUAGCAAUGGCUACAACAGAUUCGAUAUAUAUAAUAAAUGCCCCAAUGAAACUAAUGUCGAGUAUAAAGUUUUGAAAACUGAAAUAGAUGUCAAAGAACUUUGCAAUAAUGUGAAUAAAAACUUCGAAAAAAGCGGAUGCAAAGUCUGUCUGUCGGACAAUGCUGGCAGAUAUCUGUGUGAAUAUAUAUUUUAUCAAUCGCUCUGUAUUGAGCCAACAAAAACUCUGUUUGUGCAUGUUCCAGAUUUUAACAAGUAUUCUAGUAAACAAACUGCAAACGAUUUAAAUUUAUCUAUCAAAAUUCACAAAAAGCGACUGAUGCCGUGUAAUACUAUCGCUGCCAGUUUCGUCAUUAAUAUGAAUCCAGAGGGGAAUGAUGGGAACAACCAGGGUAAAGCAGAGGUCAGAUUGGACGUCGGUCUGAAAAAUGACAAUCAGUCUGUGGACCAAGAUGCUAGAACAUCUAAGGUACAGCUAGAAAACGGAGCUGAGGAACAGUUGAGGCUGAAUAACAACAGCGGCGAGAGUAAUAUUAAGCUCGUGCUGCCAUCCAAAACCUCCGUUGUGCUUUCCAAUGGGACAAACUCCAUACAAACCCCUGUGUCUGAUAGUGCCAAUUUUUUGGAGCAGAACGUUUGUCAAGAUGCGAACAUAUCUUCCAUAUUUACAAACGCGACCGCCAGUAUCAAGUCUCAGACUGUAAACACCAAUACUGUUAAUUGUCAAUUGAAGCAUAAGACUGUCAUGAAUGCAAGCUCGUUGAAUCUGCCUAAACCCCAGAUGCACUUGAAUCUAUCUUCCACUCAAGCAAAUAUACACCACAAUCAUAAUUUAGGGCCAGCAGUUCUUAAUUCUACUGCAACUACCAGUGCUAUGUUACAUUCAAGUGUAUCUACGUUAAAUGUAUCAGUAAUACCUCCUAAUUUAUCAAUGAUUAAAUCAAACGAUGACAUGGAUAUGAAGAAUAAUGUGGAUUAUGCAUCUGCCAUAGAGAAAUGUCCUUCUAAGGUUUCUUGCAGUUCAGAUUCUAGUCCAGAAGCAGACUGUUGCUGGACAUCAAAAUCUUAUGGAUCUAAACGUGUAUUAAAUAAUAUAGGUGGUAGUAUAGGUUCAACGAGUCAAGGAACUUGCUCUUUUUUGAGACCUAAUAUCAAUGGCAGUAGAGAAAUUGCUGGACCCAGUGGAUUGCAGAGAACUUCACAAAGAGAACAGAUAGAACGGAUGGAUUCUAGUUCUGGAAAUGAAGGAGAUAUGUCUGAUGGAGAAGACUAUUGUUUCUAUACUUAUAAGGGAAACAAUGAUGUGAUUCCUUUAGAUCAACAAGAAGAAUUGAAUCAGGAUCAUGCAGCAAAUCAAGAAGCAGAAGGACAGAACCAUAGUGGUAGGUCGAGUCCAGAGAUGGAUUACUUGGAAAUGGAUUUUGAUCCUGGACCUUCUUGCGAACAGGAUACUGGAGAUAGUGAUUUGGCCUCCAUAAAUGAAGAUAUACAAAAUAUAGCAUUAGAUAAUGUAGAACAAGACCCAGUGCUAAAUGAUCUAAGUAGUGGAAAAGUCGUGUCUAGACAGGGAUUGGUAUUAAUGCCGCAUACUUUAAAACAAACUACACAGCAUGUUAAUCAUACUACUUUCCAACAAUGCACAAGUAAUCAAUGUACAGUAGAACAAAGUGCAAAGUCGACUUAUUCAGCUCCAUGGAUGCCUAGUACUAGUGCUGGAACUGGAAGAUGGGAUAGUGCGACACUUUAUCGUAAUACAGGUUGUCCAGUACGUGAAUCAUACGGUUAUCAUAACACAAGUGGUGAUCUUAUAUCGCCUGGUGAUAAUAGAGAUUCGGAUUCCGAAUUAUGGGUUGAGUCUUCAACAGCAUCUCUGCCGGACAAUUCCAAUUUAAAUGCCAGGAAGGUUAAUCUCAUUUCUACGCUUUAUCAUCGAAUAAUGGCUAAGAAACUAAUGCUCAAUAAGCAUGCUGCCUUUAAUCAAAGUGGUGAUUCCAAUCUGGAAAAUGAAUUAUGUAACGAACGAUUAGAUGGAUUACCACCAGUUGAAAAAGUAAUGCUGUGGAGCGAGCAAGAAGCCACGAUGAAGCAAGUUACGCAAAUUGGUACCUCCGCCUGUGGUGCUACAUCCGCAAUUAAUGCUUUGUUGGCCUUAAAUGUAUCAUUUUCGCUGGAAGUAUUAGUUAAAGGUGUAAAUACGAAAUUGAGGGAACUGGGUGUAUCGCUACCAAGGUAUCUUGUUAGUCGUUCAGUAGCAGGAGCAACUCAUAAAGACAUAGCACGAGGGAUCACUCUGUCCACACAUGGUGCAGUUGUAACAAAAUUUUUUGCAUUUUAUCCCGAAAGAAAGGUUUCAUUAUCUCAUUGGUUGCAUUAUUGGAUUUCCAGAGGUGCAGCACCAAUCGCGACAUUGAAUUUACAACAUUGCGGAGAAGGUUGCGAUAUACCGGACGCAUGGCAUCAUCAAAUGAUAUUCGGUGUAGGACAAGCUGGUAUAUACUUAACAAACCCUUUAGAAUGUUUGCCUGAACAGCUCGUAUGGCAUCAAUUAGUUAGUCCUAGUAUUUUAUUAAUAAGAAAAACAGACAUUCUAGCACAUUGGAAUGAAAAUACAGAUCUAACGCCGCUUGCGACGAUGGAUCAAAAGUGGCGAAAACUUAAUGUUCUUGGACAAGUUGUAAAUAUGAUACGAGAAUCAAUGAGCCAAAGGCAACAACCUAAUAGCACGACUACUGGUGCGACUCACAUUCGCAUUCCGGCAUCUUACCAAGCAGGCAUUACGUUGGUCAUGUGUGCUAAUUCCGCCGCAGCCACCGAAUUGUUACAUGCAGAACAACUACCAUUGCUCUAGUCUCGUCGAUCAAAAAUUAACAAAUCGGACUGGUCCACUUGGUUUAUAACAAAUUUUAUUAGCAAGCCAGCCCAUACUCAAUGUUCUUACUAAUAGUU